Messenger RNA from Dicentrarchus labrax (European seabass), 4104 nucleotides. Its product is annotated as proton myo-inositol cotransporter-like. NCBI's taxonomy places the organism in Eukaryota, Metazoa, Chordata, Actinopteri, Moronidae. The transcript is spliced from 10 exons. Gene Ontology annotation, cellular component: membrane. The record is from RefSeq and is a predicted model, not a curated record. The coding region runs from base 194 to 2146 and encodes 650 amino acids. Gene Ontology annotation, molecular function: myo-inositol:proton symporter activity. Gene Ontology annotation, biological process: transmembrane transport.
GGAGAACAACUUUACUCGGCAGCCUGCGUUAUAUUUGGGAGUGGUUUUUGGAUACACAGCGCGGCACUAACUCCAAACUGAGGGAGGAGGGGGGUCAAUUAGUUAAGUGGAUGAGUGUGGUUUUCUUUUCUUUUCUUUUUCUCCGAAGCAUCAAAAACAACUCAGCAGCCCUGUCCCGUGUUGUGUUUCCCAUAUGUCGCGAAAGCAGGUCGACCAUGACUACAAUCUCCGUAGUAUGAGCAACCUGAUGGGCGAGCGGUGGAAGAAAGUGAACGACGGGGGAGAGCGGAGUCUCAUCAAGGCUCCGUCCAGCGCCAGCAUCAGCAGCCAGGGCGCCUCCGCCGCGACUUCCACCGCCGCCGGCGCCCCGGCAGCACCCUCCUCUUCCACCGGUGACCUGGAGAGGGCUGCCCGCAAGCAGUUCCAGCAGGAUGUCACGCCCGGCUUCGUCUACGUCCUGGCCGCCUUCUCCGCCCUCGGGGGGUUCCUGUUCGGCUACGACACCGGGGUGAUCUCCGGGGCGAUGCUCCUGCUGAAGAGGGAGCUGGACCUGAGCGCCCUGUGGCAGGAGGUGCUCAUAUCAAGUACUGUGGCCGCGGCAGCCCUGUCUGCCCUGCUGGGCGGCUUCCUCAACGGGCUCUUCGGGCGCAGGGUGUGCAUACUGCUGGCCAGCUUCUUCUUCACCGUCGGGGGGAUCGUGCUGAGCACCGCCCCUGGCAAGGAGGCUCUCCUGGCGGGGAGGCUCAUCGUCGGAGUGGGGCUCGGUAUUGCCUCUAUGACUGUGCCAGUAUACAUCGCUGAGGCCUCUCCGCCCCACCUCAGGGGGCAGCUGGUGACAGUUAACACCCUCUUCAUCGCCGGUGGACAGUUCACCGCCAGCCUCAUCGACGGCGCUUUCAGCUACCUGCAGCGCGAUGGGUGGAGGUACAUGUUGGGUCUGUCGGUGCUUCCCGCACUGCUCCAGUUCAUCGGAUUCUUGUUCCUACCAGAGAGCCCUCGUUGGUUAAUCCAGCGCGGGCUGACCCAGAAGGCCCGCCGCGUGCUCAGUCAGAUCCGAGGCAACCAGAACAUCGACGAGGAGUACGACAGCGUCAAGAACAGCAUCGACGAGGAGGACAGCGGAGGAGAUGGCCCAGUGAUCUGGCGGAUGCUGACCUACCCCCCGACUCGCCGAGCCCUCCUGGUGGGCUGUGGUCUUCAGAUGUUCCAGCAGCUUUCAGGAAUCAACACGGUCAUGUAUUACAGUGCCACCAUCCUGCAGAUGUCAGGAGUGCGGGACGACAGGCUGGCGAUUUGGCUGGCCGGACUCACCACCUUCACUAACUUCCUGUUCACCCUGCUGGGAGUGUGGCUGGUGGAGAGAGUGGGACGCAGGAAGCUCACCUUGGGCAGUCUCAUAGGUACAUGUUUGAGUUUGAGUCUGUUGGCCAUCGGUUUUCUGAUGUCUGCCGAGCACAGUCCUCCUGUCACCUUCCACCCAUUAGACCCAUCUAUGGCCAACUCUACCUGCUCCAAAUACCAGCUGUGUGAGCCAUGCAUGCUGGACCCUGGAUGUGGUUUCUGUUACCGUGAGAAUGGCUCGGCGCUCCUCACCUCCUCCUGCGUGCCAGUCAAUAAGGCCUCCACAGAGCAAGCAGCAUGGGGCAGAUGCUCCAACUCCAGCCUGAUGAGAGAUCAGACCUACUGGGCCUACAAUUACUGUCCCACCUCCUUCUCCUGGCUGGUUUUGCUGGGUCUGGUGCUCUACCUGGCUGCUUUUGCUCCUGGAAUGAGUCCCAUGCCAUGGACCAUCAACUCAGAGAUCUACCCUCUGUGGGCGAGGAGCACAGGGAACGCCUGUGCUGCCGGAGUCAACUGGACCUUCAACAUCCUGGUGUCGCUCACCUUCCUCCAUCUGGCUCAGGUCUUCACCUACUACGGAGCGUUCUUCCUUUACUCCAGCAUGGCUUUGCUGGGUUUCUUCUUCGUCUAUGGCUGCCUGCCUGAGACCAAAGGCCGGCGUCUGGAGGAGAUCGAAGCGCUGUUUGAAAACCAGCUUUGUUCCUGCGGCGCCUCUGAUUCAGACGAGGGACGGCAGGUCGAAUACAUCCGAGUCAAAGGUUCAAACUACCAUUUAUCGGACAACGACGCGUCUGACGUGGACUAGGGGGAGCUUGAGUGCUGGCAACCUCCCUCUGGGUGUUUUGUUCGCUUUGGCAAUAACUGAAACACGCAGAGAGGUUGGGUCUGUAAUAUUUUUAUUUUUCUGUGUGUGAGCUGAGGAGCCACUGGUUACUCUAACUAUGAGGUUAAGAAUCACAGUUUAAAAAGGCCUUUUGCUUGUAUCAGUAAUGUGAGUGAGUUUACUUUCAAGUCAGUCAAUUCAGGAAGACAAAAUCAAUGCUUUAGCAGUUAGCAGAAGGGUUACGUUUAUUAUUGUCCGAAUUGAUGGUGAACUGACGCCAAAUCUGGAGUUAAACCUGCUUUAGUAGAUAGCUGAAUUUACCACCAUGCACCACAAAUGUCUCAAUUACGAAAGGCUAAAACAUUGCCUUUUCCACAUAACAGACAGAGGUUCUGUGUCUUUUUCGUGGAAACAUGACUGUUGAAAACACACUGCAUGUACAAAAUAUAAGGGACACUUCUGCUGAUGAUGAUGUACUUUGCAAAAGAGGCUGCAGUUCAGUGCCAGUGAGACAUCCCUAAUAUUUUGUACAUUUUCUGAAUAAAUAUCAUUUAGGAUUUAUUUAUAUAUGAUGUACAUACGGUAUGAGAAGGAAAACAUGACACAGCCAACCUACAGCAUUAUGUCAGAACAUGUUUCCAUUGAGAACUCCAUUUAAAAAGGUACAGUAAAUGUGGUUCAUGCACCCACAAAACUUUUGUUAAUAGGACAGCAGUUGUGACUUAUUGUUGUAUUACCAUUAUGCCUUUCUAUAUGACACACAUCUCAGUCACAUGUUUGCUUGUAGCAUAGCACACCAAUGUCAGUUCCUCAUCUGAUGACAGUCUUAGUUCGAGGUCAUUCUGAUAUUUUUUUAUGAAAAGCAAACACCAGAGAUGUACAGUAUAUUGUUCAAGUUUAGAAAACUUGUAUUGUAAGUUGGUGCCUAAACAAACACAAUCACCAAUCUAGUAGCACUGAAAGGAUAUAUAAGUUCUGUUACUAUGGUUUAUUUUUGACCUAUUUAUUUAAAUAUUAUUUCUCAUUCAGCUUUGCAACAAAUUACUAAAUGCUUUUCUGUUUUUGUUUUCAAUUCUGUUGCUUGCCUGCCUCUAAAAAAUGGCAGUUUUUAACAUAAUACUAUGGAGAGUACAGUCUUAUGUCAUUCUACACUGCACGUUAUAAAGCUACGUAUGUCAUUGCUGAUUGUUAUUGCUGGAUAUUAUAAUGUCCAGCAAAGAAAGUGGUAGGCUAAAACCAUUGUAUUUCAAGUAUUUUCAUUCUAUCUUUAACAUGAUAAUAUUAGUGCCUGUGUAUUGUGAAGGUGCCUAAAGGCCGGUUUUAAGUCCAAAACCCUGAAGUGGAUGUAUUAUACCAUGUUAUAAUUAGGUCUACAUAGCUUGUUUUUUUUUAUUUGACCUGUACAUAUUUGCAUUUCACCUGUGAUGGAAAACUAUAUUUUUUACUAUCAUUUCAUGUAUUUUGAUUUCCGUCUUCCUCCAUAGCCUUAUGUACAAAUAGCAGAGCAUAUCAUUUAUGUGGUUCUUGUGUCAAAUGUCGAGAAGUAGGCUUUAGCGUAAUUUACCAGUGUUGUUUUGUAAAAAAUUGUAAAACUGUGUGAGGUUACACCUUGUUAGUCAAAUACACAUAGGUUUCUGUGUAGCAAAAACUGUUUGAGAGUAGCUUACGGAGUAACUUUGUGUAACAAAACAAAACAGGUAAAUAAGGCGUUAACAAGCUGCGCCGUUACUGUGUACAGGUUCCUUGUGGCAGACAGUGCCAAGUGCAGGACUGUCCGUAUGUUUUUGGCACGUAGGUCCUAACCCGUCAUGAAUUAAUAAGAUACAAUACCUCUUUUUAAUACACCUUUCAAAUAAGAAGCUGUUCAUCAAAUGCCAUGCCACACAAUGUAGUGACAUUUUCAGUGACCCGUCAAAGUUGAAUAAAGUAUUUGCAUCAAG